Acanthosepion pharaonis is the source of this 582-nucleotide messenger RNA. The record is from the annotation of a GenBank genome assembly. Lineage: Eukaryota; Metazoa; Mollusca; Cephalopoda; Sepiida; Sepiidae.
AUGUCUUUAUCUAUCUAUCUAUCUAUCUAUCUAUCUAUCUAUCUAUCUAUCUAUCUAUCUGUCUGUCUGUCUUUUUUUUACAAUAAGUUUCACUCUGCGAAGCAUUUCAUGGGUGGAUUCUUGACCAAACGUCUGGUAGACACAGAAUAUCAGUAUCUAUCUAUCUAUCUAUCUAUCUAUCUAUCUAUCUAUCUAUCUAUCUAUCUAUCUAUCUAUCUAAGUCUGUUUCCCCUCUUUCUCUCUCUCUCACUCUCUCUCUCACUCUCUCUCUCUCUCUAUCUUAGUUCGUUUCCCCUUUCUCUCUCUCUCUCUUUCUACCAGUCGCUUUCUACCUUUCUCUGUCUGUCUGUCUAUCUAUCUAUCUAUCUAUCUAUCUAUCUAUCUAUCUAUCUAAGUCUGUUUCUCCCUUUAUCUAUCUAUCUAUCUAUCUAUCUAUCUAUCUAUCUAUCAAAUCCCAAAUAUUUGAUAAGCGUGUAUGCUGAAGAGAAAACAGGAAAAGUCCAAACAACAUAUCAUGGAGAAUUUGUAUCACUUAACAAAACCAAACCACCUUUUAUACAAGUACAGAAUAGGACAUGUUGA